Alternaria postmessia is the source of this 1791-nucleotide messenger RNA. RefSeq lists its product as uncharacterized. Bases 1 to 1791 code for a protein of 596 amino acids. NCBI's taxonomy places the organism in Eukaryota, Fungi, Ascomycota, Dothideomycetes, Pleosporales, Pleosporaceae. The record is from RefSeq and is a predicted model, not a curated record. The transcript has 2 exons.
AUGAAGGUUCCGACAACUCUUAUUGGCUUACAGAGCCUCUCACUAGGCCUUUUCCUCGGUCAGGUGGCUAGCACUCCGCUGCCUCCGAAACCUUCAAGAGCAACUGUUACGGACGGCACCGCGACACUCGAUCAAGGAACCGUAAAGGGUUUCACAGACGACUAUGGAAACUCUGUUUUCCUAGGCAUUCCGUUCGCGCAGACAACGGGUGGGGAAAACCGAUGGAAAGCCCCUAAGGACGUCAGCAAGCUCAAGAAGGGCGAGGUGCUUGAUGCGACAAAGUAUGGUGCUACAUGUCCACAGGCCAUCACCGGCACAACAUACUCUCAGCAGGAUGAAGAUUGCUUGAACCUCAACAUCUGGGUGCCCUCUUCAAAUGGUAAGUCGCCACGGGCGCCGACAUUCCCUCAAAAGCCAAAUGGACCUCAUCCUCAUCAUCCACCAGGCCCUCCCGCAGGCCCUGCAGGCGGUCCCCCAGGUCCCCCGGGUCCACCAGCUUCUCCACCAGGCUUGGAUACACCGGGUCUUCCGAUUUUUGUGUAUAUGUACGGUGGGGCUAUGGUCACUGGAUCAAGUAGCAAUCCUCAACUGGUUGGUGAGAACUUUGCUCGCAAAGGCGUCAUCUUUGUUAGCUUCAACACUCGUGAGAGUCUUUGGGCCUACCCGAACUCCGCCGAGCUUGCAAACGGCGAAGAGUCGCAGAACUUUGGCAUUCUCGAUGUCGACAAGGCUUUGCAGUGGGUGCAUGACAACAUUGCUCAGUUCGGCGGCAACCCUGAGCACAUCGUCUUUGGAGGUCACUCUUCCGGAUCGGUUCAAGUAGAUCAUUAUCUCUGGAAUCACCCCGACACAUUCCUUAAGGGUGCCGUUCAGAUGGCCGCGAACGCAAAGUCUGGUCCGGCCGUAGGUCCCACCAAUGAGGCGCUUGAUCUCGUUGCCAAGGAGGUUGGCUGCCAGACUGGUGAAGGCCAGCUCGAGUGCCUGCGUAAAGUCGACAUGUACGCCUUCCAAACUGAGGCCUUCAAUGCCACUUUGAACACGUACUUCACACCUGUCGUGGACGAGAAGACGCGCUAUCAAGACUACGCCUCACGUUUCGCUGCUGGCAACUAUGCCUCGCACGUUCCCCUGCUCACGGGUAACUCUGACAAAGAAGGCGCUCUGUUUGGAUUGGUUUAUGGCGGCGAGAACACCGUCUUCUCGGAGUGGCUCAACACUUUUGACGCUGAUGUAGCGGAAAUUCCAAAGGACCUUAUCGAAGCCGCGUACGACAUCGCUGAUUACUCCACUGUCUCCGAAAUGAGCGGUGCGCAGUAUGGUGACGCACGCUUCUUCUGCCCGGUCGACCACUUCAUCGAUGUGCGCAGUGAGGUUCAGGACACUUGGUCAUACCGCUUCUUCGGCAACUACUCCAACCUUCUACCCUUGCCUGUGGCUUACCCAACGCACGGCGCUGAGAUCUCAUUCUUCUUCGGAGGUAAUGGUGCUUUUGCUGGUAUGGAGGGCGUGACUGCCGAACAGCAGGCACUUGCCGAUUUCCAGAACGAUUGGUUCGUCGAAUUCAUCAAGAACCCCGCCGCGGGUCCUGGCUGGGACAAGGCCACCCCUCGCAGCGGACCGAUUGCGAAGCUCGGUGUGCCUGGCAACGAGCUUGCUGUAGAGAUUGGUAACACGGCGGAUUUCAACGCCAGGUGCCAAAGUGUUUACAACCCAUUCCUUCCAAAGUAUCCAGUCAUCCAAAGCGUACUUUCCGGCGUAAUGGACAUGGUAGAGGGUGUCAUCGGAAACUAG